Molecule: messenger RNA, 726 nt
Organism: Penicillium manginii
Lineage: Eukaryota; Fungi; Ascomycota; Eurotiomycetes; Eurotiales; Aspergillaceae
Exons: 5
Coding region: 1-726 (241 amino acids)
Source: RefSeq, a predicted model, not a curated record
AUGGAUCGCUCACCGUGGACAGCAUUGUACUUCCGGCGUGCUUCGCUUGCGGCUCUUCGGCAGAGAGUUUAUCGAGAGGGCAACGGCAUCUUGGCUGCGAACCAUGCAGGUCUCAUCCGGUGCUGUGAUUGCUCGGGCAACCUGCAGCAGUCAGAGCGUAAAUGCAGAAUCUGCGGGGCUUUCAAGACCCUCGACUCCUUUGCAAAAAACCAGCGCCAGCAUACGGAGCCGACAUGCGUUCCUUGUCAGGACUUCAUGAUGAACAACGACGACGAGUUUGAUAAACGUGAAAAUCAACGCCUUCUCCAGCGAUCUGAGGAAGACUCGCCCACAGAUCGAGCGAUCGAGGGACCUCCCCCUGCACCCCGACGCCGACUCGCUCUUCUUGUCGCUGAAGAAGGCACCAACGAUUGUGGUCUUCCCGCUGAGCCAUCGCCACUUUCUCGAGAUCGACUCAUUGAUCAUGAUGCCCUCAAUGCAGCCCAUGGUUUCAGACAGCCUUCUACAAGUGGACGUGCAUAUGAAAGUGCUGUCAAUCGGGCUACAGAACCUCGGCCUCCACGGACAGAGAUCAACGAUGAGACCGAAUCUCGCGCAAGUUCUGAUUUGACCACGAAUAAUGAAUUUCUGCUUGAAUAUGGCUCUGACGAUGAUACCAUCGUCCCACGACCCGAACGGGCUCGAACUGGGUGGGCGAAAAUUCGCGUGAGUAUUGAUGUCUCAUGA